UCAAAUUAACUUCUCUCAUUAGAACAACUAAUCUGAAUUUUCAUUUGUCUAUUUCAUAAUUGAUGUCCUUUAAAAUUACUCGAAUCUUAUUUCUUUAUUAGUUUUAAAAUUGGAAGAACGACGAUUUCUCUAGUAUUUUCCAUCGUAUUCUUUCUGUUUUGGCUCUGAUUUUCCGGGAAAGUUACCGAGAAUCCUCUCUGAUCGGCAUGAGCGAUGAAGGGUUCCUUUCCGAUUUUGUCUUCGUUCAAUGUGAGUUCACUCCCUUCUUCGACAUUGAGCGACUGUGAUAUACAAAAUUUUCUGGAGAUUUCAUCACGAAGGGCCAUUGUCAAUAGUUCAAACGUUGGUUUAUACAGAAUUUGAAUAAGAACUGUUUCUUUUUGUAAUCUACUCCAACAUAUACCUACAAACCCCAAAGGGAUGGACAAUGGAUGAGAUUGAGAUUGAAUUCACUGUUGAUGCAUAUGGUCCAUUAGCUUCCAUUGCAACAUUCAAGUAGAGAUAGGAUUUGGGAUCUGAAGUCUCUGGCCCAGUUCAACCUUCAAGCACCUUCAUUUUGCUUCUAUUCAUCUUUCCCACAGUAUGUCAACUAAACAACUGAGUAUCAAGCCCUUGAAGAGAGCUCAAAAAAUGAAGUUAUUAGGUUGGAUGCACAACAAAUUUUGGCAAAGUGGAAUCGAGUCGGUCAAGGAUUUCACGAUUGCGAACCCAUGCAUGUGCCUGACAUUACAAACACCUGUUGAUGAUGAAGACAUCUAUUUGAAGCCAGGUUUCGGUUUCACAACCAUGCAGUCAGAUAGUCGGAAUUAUGAACAAUCAUCUCUUGGAGUUGAAGCCAACAAUGUACUGGAAAAAUCUGGAGACUUGUCUAAUUCAUCUGAUAUCUUCCAUGGGUUCCUCACUAUUGGAACUCUGGGUUCUGAACCCGCAACACCAACAUUCUCCUUGGCUUUUGAAAACAUGAUUGAGUUGCCAGAUGAGGUGACAGAGGAUGACAUAAAACUGAUAAAUUAUGAAUUAGAAAAGUUUCUUGAAGCUGAAACUAAGGAAGACCGUUGUGAUCAAUCACCUGGGAGAACAAGUCAUGCUAGUAUUAUCACACUUGCAGGCAAGCAUAUGGAAGAAACCGAAGAUGAAAACGAUGGGAAGACUCUAACAUGUCCACUUCAGGGAUAUCUAUUUGGAUCUACAAUUGAACUUCCAGACAAGAUGAUAGACAUGAGGAAGGAAAAACCCUCAUCUCCAGAGCUGUUCCAAGGGACUAUAGCAGAAAAUGAGAGUUUUAAACUGAACAUUGAGAAAAAGGAAGCAUUAGUGAAGCAUUCAAAUAAAUCUGCACUAAGCUUUGUGAAAAAGAUGCUUAAGAAACUUUGUACUUCUUCACAUGGUUCUAGCACAUAUGACUCGGGUGAUUCAUAUUCAACCAAGAAGAAACUCCAAAAGGUGCUACGUAAGCUCAAUAGAAAAAUACACCCUGAAACCUCUACUGCUACAGAUGAUUGCCAAAAGUCCCAAAAAUACAUCUUUGAGAAUGUGUCUUUCGAUAACUUCAAUGAUGGUCGUGUGAUGAACAGAGUGGAAGAUGGAAUAACUUAUUGUCAGGAAUUUAUCUCAAAAGAGGAAAUGUGUUAUUGGAAGACCAACUUGGGCUUGCCCCUUUAUGGGGUUGAUACCAAUGUUUCAAGUGCAAAUAGAGGCCACUGGAUCAAGACAGAUGCAGAGUACUUGGUGUUGGAGCUUUAGGGGAAGAAGAUGUUGUCUACAAAUACCUAAGUCCCUCUUCUAAGCACAAGGAUCAGAAUGGUAUCAUAUGUUAUGUCAUGUAGAAUAAUCUUUUGCAAGUUUUAAUCGUUGACGUAAUCAAUAAUGUACAUGUUGUUUUGUGUUUAAGUGUGAUAGUGAAACUCGAAUUUGGUUUGAUCUUUGUUAUAAGCUUUUAUGAAUGGUUUGGGCUGUCUACUAGAGUCCUUUGAAUUCCUGUCACUAUUAUUUUCAUCAGUGAAAUGUCCAGUGUUUUGUUUCCUUUACAUGUACAGUCUUCAUAGAUUAUAAACAUGAAUUAAUUGAGUGAUUUCUUUUUUAAACAAAA
Molecule: messenger RNA, 2089 nt
Organism: Cucumis melo (muskmelon)
Lineage: Eukaryota; Viridiplantae; Streptophyta; Magnoliopsida; Cucurbitales; Cucurbitaceae
Product: protein LAZY 1
Exons: 7
Coding region: 583-1743 (386 amino acids)
Biological process (GO): regulation of auxin polar transport; gravitropism
Source: RefSeq, a predicted model, not a curated record